Messenger RNA from Entamoeba dispar SAW760, 513 nucleotides. RefSeq lists its product as uncharacterized. Bases 1 to 513 code for a protein of 170 amino acids. NCBI's taxonomy places the organism in Eukaryota, Evosea, Mastigamoebida, Endamoebidae. The transcript has a single exon. The record is from RefSeq and is a predicted model, not a curated record.
AUGAGAAGUCUUAACAAUCUUUUUGCCUGUAGGUUAUACCAAUUUCAACAAACCUUUCUUGGGCCAACAGGAGAUAAUGAAUUUGAACCAUUAACAUGUAAUUGGUGUUAUCGUACAGUUUGUUUUCCAGAGGAUUCAAUAAAAAUAAUAUCAAGAAAACGUGCAAUAAAAAUCGGUUUAAUUAAAACAAAUGAAGUAAAGCAUAAAGUUGUUAUACAAAGCUGUUGUCAUAGUUGUGGAAAAUGUUCAACAACUCUUCUAGACAAAGCACCAACGAAAAUUGAAAGUUUAACAAAGAAACAAGUUAUUGAAAGAAAGAAAGCAAAGGAUAAUCAAAAAAAUAAAGAAGAAAAAGAAAGUAAACCUAAAAAAUUUAAAUCUAACUCACCUCCUAAUGAGGAUACCUUUAGAAAAAAUUUAGUAAAACAAAUAAAAAAGAAAUCAAAAACUGAAUCACAAAUAACUCAAGAAGCACGUUCAAGUUUAUUAUCUUUUUUAAAACAAGUAGAUUAA